Spodoptera littoralis (African cotton leafworm) is the source of this 762-nucleotide messenger RNA. NCBI's taxonomy places the organism in Eukaryota, Metazoa, Arthropoda, Insecta, Lepidoptera, Noctuidae. The record is from the annotation of a GenBank genome assembly.
AUGUCAACAUUGGGAACAUUGCCUGUAAUUUUGAUCAGCAGUUUCGAAGAAGCGGCUGCUAAGGCUAUUGUUUCUGAACUCAUAGACAAUGAUGUAACGGACACAUACAUCCAAGGUGAACAAUCUGGUGAUCGUGUAUGGAAGCUGGUCAAUAAAUAUUACACAGCAAAUGUGAGAGUGCACAUACUGACAGAUAAUGGGCAGCUUGGUGUCAGUCCGGAGAGUAUAGAAGCACACAUCAUUCACCUUACUGAUGAGGAGCUAGAAGAUGAUAGUGUGUGGUGUAGGAGAGCGACGGGCGCUAGUGGAGCGUGGAGGCGCGCCGCCGUACGCCUCGUGGUGGCCGACUGCGAUGCCGAGACCGGCGGGCCGCUAGCCGCCUGGAGCGCCGCGCAACGUGCCGAGCUCUUAGCGUGGCGCGGCGCGCCGCCAGAUGACGGACCCGAGCGCGCACGGGACGCGCUACACGCGCACGUGUGGCCCGGCCUGCAACGAGAAGGCCGCGCGGCCCGUUUACCCCCAUUGUUAUCAUCAGAGUCAUGGUCGAGCUCGGGUGGGUCGGACGAGUCGGAUUCUGAAGCCGAGGAGCUGCGCGCCGUGGAGCAAGCGGAGGCGUUCGCGGCGGCUCUGGGGUCGCUGGGGGCGGCGGCGGCCGCGCGGCCCCCAGCGGGGGCGGGGAGCGGGACGGAGCGACUCGAUCACGCUGAGGCGCUGGUGCAAGCCUUCUGCCGCGCACUUGGCUACGACAUGGACUCCUGCUGA